Messenger RNA from Prunus armeniaca (apricot), 2433 nucleotides. The record is from the annotation of a GenBank genome assembly. NCBI's taxonomy places the organism in Eukaryota, Viridiplantae, Streptophyta, Magnoliopsida, Rosales, Rosaceae.
AUGAAGAAGCUCAUCGUACACCAACCUAUCAGAGCCUUACUGCGUCAAGGUCUCUACCCAGAAGCCCUCCAAGCCUCCACAUCAACCUCACCUCUCAACCCAUUUCUCACAAACCAAACCUACGCUCUUUUUCUUAAGUCGGGUCACCGCCUCGACCCCUUCCUCGCCUCAGCUGUCAUUUCCCAAUUUGCCAAAUUGGGUCUCUUUUAUCACGCGCUUCAGUUCCUCAACGACACCCCUGACCCGGAUACAGUCUCUUACAACGCCCUCAUUGCUGGGUUGGCCCGCUCCGGCCGACCCGGACCCGUUUUCGAUCUCUUUGAUCGGUUGAGGCAUGUGGGUCUCAGGCCUGAUGCUUUUACAUUGAGUUCUUUGGUGAAGGCUUGUGAUGGUUUGGAAGAGAAUGAGAUUGCCCAUGGGGUUUGUUUGAGGUUGGGGCUUGGCUAUGGAGGUUUUGUGGUUAGUGGGUUGGUUGAGAAUUAUAUGAGGAAUGGGGCUGUUGGGUCGGCUGAGAAGUGUUUUAGGGAGUGUUUGGUUGUGGACAAUGUGGUUUGGACUGCUAUGGUUUCUGGGUAUGUUUGGAGUUGUGAGUUUGAAAAGGGUAGGGAGGUUUUUGUGGAGAUGAGGGGUUUGGGUUUGGAGUUGAAUGAGUUUAGCUUGACUGCUGUGCUUGGUGCAUUGUUUGAUGAGAAAGAGGGGGAACAGGUUCAUGGGGUUGGUGUCAAAAUGGGAUUUUUAUGGGGGUGUUCAGUUCAUUUGAGUAAUGCAAUUAUGAAUAUGUAUUCUAGGUGUGGGAAUAAGCAGAAUGCCGCAAAGGUUUUCGAUGAAAUUACUGACCCGGAUGUUGUUUCUUGGACUGAAAGGAUAGGAGCUGCUUCUGAUGGUGUGGAAGCUUUAGAACUGUUCAAAAUUUUGCACUCUGGGGAUUUGAAGGUAAAUGAAUAUACAAUUAUAAAUGUAUUAUCAGCCAUUGUAGGGCUGGGGAUGUUAAAUCCCGUUAAGCAAGUCCAAGCACUUUGUCAGAAGCUGGGGUAUUUACGGGUGGUUUCUGUUGGCAAUGUGUUAAUAUCCAUGUAUGGGAAGUGUGAGCAGAUUGGUGAUGCUAGGUCCAUAUUUGAUGACAUGCUUUGCCGAGAUUCUGUCUCUUGGAAUUCUUUGAUUGCUGGAUAUUCUGAGAAUGGACUUGUUACUCAGGCUUUGGAGGUACUUCGUUGCAUGCGUGAUAUCUCAUUACAGCCUAAUGGGUAUACUUUGGCUAGCCUUCUUGAAGUCGCCUCGAACUUGAAUGCCCCAAGGCUGGCAAUGCAAAUCCAUUCACAUGUGAUCAAAAUUGGGUUCAUGGUGGAUGAUCGUGUGGUGGCUUGCUUGAUAGUGACAUACGGGAAAUGCAAUUGGAUUGAUGAAUCAAAAAGGAUAUUUUAUGAUAUUAACAAGAUAAAUUUGGUACUUCUUAAUGCAAUGGCAACUAGUUUUGUCCGUUCCGGUUGUCAUGCUGAUGCUAUCAAUUUGUUCCAUAUCUCGAGGGGCUUGAAACUUGAAGUGGACAGUUCAACUUUCAGUACUGUCCUUAAAGCUUGUGGUGCUAUAACUGAGUUGGAACAGGGAAGAGUGAUUCACUCCCUGGCUCUUAAAACUGGAUUUGAUCAAGGGAGCUUUGUUGAAAGCGCUAUUAUUGAUGUUUAUUGUAAGUGUGGAAGCAUAGGUGACGCAGAGAAGGUGUUUAGACAUGCUUCCACAAACAAUUUGGCUUCUUGGAAUGCGAUGGUAAUGGGAUACGCUCAACAUGGUUUUCAUGAUGAAGUUUCGGAAGUAUUCAACAAGUUGUCUAAGUUUGGAGUAAAACCAGAUCAUAUAACUUACCUGGGAGUUCUUACUUCAUGUUGCCACGCAGGUCUUUUCAAAGAAGCUUUUAGUUACUUAAACUCAAUGCUUGAGCGUGAUGAUUUAAUGCCACAUAUAGAACACUAUGCCUGCGUGGUCGACCUACUUAGUCGACUUGGACUCCUGGAAGAAGCAAAGAGGACCAUUGAUCAAAUGCCCAUUUGCCCUGAUGCUCAUAUAUGGCAGAUUCUUCUAUCGGCCUGUAACAUCCAUAAAAACAUGGACAUGGGGAGAGUCGCAGCACAGAAGCUUCUUGAGUUGGAGCCUGACAAUGAAUCUGCUUAUAUUUUGCUUUCAAAUCUCUAUGCCUCAGCUGGUAUGUGGAGUGCUGUUGGAAAAGUGAGAAAGGAAAUGAAGGAAAAAAUAGUCUACAAAGAGCCUGGUUCUAGUUGGCUUCAAGUUGGAGGACUGCUUCAUUACUUUUUAGCUGACGACAAAUCACAUCGUGAUAGUAGAGAAAUACAUACGGAGCUAAUAAAGUUGUAUCGGCAAAUGUCAGUGACAUCAAAAUUGGAAAAUGACGGUCCAAGUUUAAUGAUCUAUGACUUAUAA